AAAAGGUGUGUGUGAUUUUGUUGAUUCUUCAGUGCCUCUACAAUUACCACUCGGAUGCACUGGCUCCUUUCCUUCAUAUCACGAAGUUGCUGAUGAAGAAUGUCGUUGACGAUAGACACAACAAAUGAAAAUAUCGUUAUGAAUGGUACGACCAAUAACACUACGACUUCUUGUUGGUUGGAAUUAAUUCAGUUCGUUGAUAAAGUAGAAGAAGUACUUAGGUGGUCGCAUUCACGAAAAUGCCAGAUCCUCAACCAGGAAGUCACCACCCUUCGCUGCCAAGCGGAGCUUCGUUGCGACCGUUCGGAGCAAAUUUGUUGCCCCCUUUCGGCACCGGACUGGCAGGGAGCGGACCUGGAGCUACUUCUAGAGCCUCUGUAGUUGCGAAUCCGCUCGACCUCACGCAAAUGGACGCGGGGAGCGCCACUGCUUCCAGAAGACCUGUUGACAAGAAAAAAUUCCAGAAGAGGGCGAAACCAUGGGCAGAAAAGUAUCGACCAAAAGAGCUGCGGAGCAUCGUGCAUAGCGCCGCGACAGAGCGCACGUUCGCACGAAUGUUGGCGUCACCUGCGAAGACUCCGCAUUUGCUACUCCACGGUCCGCCUGGUGUCGGGAAAACGACGACUGCUUGGGCAUUCCUUUACGAGCUAUUCGGUCCGAUAGCAGCGAGAAAACACGUGAAAGCAAUGAAUUCAUCCCAGGAUCGCGGAGUUCGAGUCAUACGUGAGGAGGUCAAGACUUACUGCAGGAAUGACGUCUAUCAGGAGGACGACGAGCCAGACAAAUAUCUUAUGGAGCAUUUGACUGAUGACUUGACAGUUACUCGAGCUACAAGGACACUAUAAGCACAUCGCCUGUAAGAAUGGGUGCUGCCGCAUUUGCAUUCCUGAUGAUUAUGAUCAUUUUGUUUCAGUUUCUGCUCCUUUUCGAUCGUAUUCGUUAUGCUUAUGUUCUAAUUGUUCUAGUCCGUGUUUGAAGUUCGUGCUUUUGGACGAGGCUGAUGCGCUGACGUUUGAGGCGCAGGCCGCGUUGCGACGGGUGAUGGAAGAGCACAGUGGUCACGCCAGAUUCAUUCUUUGUUGCAACUAUGUCAACAAGAUCAUUGAGCCAAUUCAGUCGCGAUGUGCCUUAAUCCGCUUCCAGCCGUUGGACGACAGCCAGCAUCGCGAACACUUACGGGGAAUCUGCGAAGCCGAGAAUUUGCUGGUCGCCGAUGAAGGUCUAGACGUCUUGCUUGCGCUCAGCGAGGGCGACUGUCGACGGGCAAUCACAUUGUUGCAGAGCACAUGUGCGAGUCUGGUGAAUCCGGCUUCCAGACUGAGCAGCGCUGACGCGAGCUUGCAGCUGAAAAAGAAAAUAUCAAGAAACGAUAUACUGCGACUCGGUAACGCCCUUCCAGACGAAAGUGUCGAAAAAAUUGUGGACCACAUACUGUGCAGCCAAACAGUGGAGGAUGUACUACUUACUUACAGCUAGUACUUACAACGACAUCACUCACGUUGAGCCUGCGUUCCUAAAUCAAUUUCUAGUGCGUGUAAUGUUAACCUAUUCUUAAGCUAUUCAAGCAAGUGCUGCGGAAGCAGCCGCUUGGAGGACGCGAAUCUGGUGAGCAUUGGGAAAGCACGUUCGGAAGCUCCUACUUGGACCGAGGGAAGCCAAAGAAGAAACUCAAAAAGGCCCCGCCGGAUGCUCCAGACGACCCGCAGGCAGACGCCGACGUUUUGUGCUGCAGGGUCAGCUAUCUUUUUACUUUUUCUGGCCGUGUCGGUUGUCGGGUGGCGUGUGCUGUUAAGGAAGAACAGCGGGAGACGAGGUGCGGAGUUUCUCACCUCUGACCCCCUCCAGCGUCUCGGUUUGCCCGCCUUUUUGUUUCUGUUCUUUUUUUCUUGAGUGAUCAUCCCAUUUAUGACGUUUUUGCUUAUGCCCUCCUUUGUCCUUGCUGCUCCUCUGAUAGUAGCUUGAACUUGAUUGGAUGCACAGGUAAUCUACCUCUAGAUGUUGAGAAGUAGUUGCGUGAUCAUUUGCACUGUUCUCUCCGCUUCAGAGCUUAUUUAAGACAUGCAUUCGUUAUUUGUCAUAUCGUUAGUCGUCAAACUACCCUGUAUAAUUAAGCGUUUUUUAGUGACGCGCAUAGACUCCCAUAUCAUAGACACUAUUGCUCUUCUAUUUAUCAGGUAGAACAGGAUGCUGAAUCGCUACUGCGAGAAGCGUAUGCACCAGCGGCCGUUGUCGGACCUCUUCGGGAUGCUCUUUUGGACCGCGCGACUCUGACGGAUUUCCAGUGCAGCAAAGCAGCGACACUUAUCGCAGAAGUUGAUGGGAUGAUAGGCGCGGGAACACCAGCAGAGUGCAUUUUGCCUUACCUGCUGGUCUCCUUGUUCGCAAUCGCGCGCAGUCCGAAGGACACAGAUGCGCAAGAAGACCAUGCCGAGAAACACCUUCUCUACAGCAUAGGGCAAUUACAGGAGUAUCCACAUGAAGAGCACUGGGGAAAGCUGUAUUGGUGAGAUGGCUUAUGAUGCUCAAAACUGAUGAGGAAAGCGAAAGUUGCCCUAUUGUAAUUCCUAUGGCUACAACUUCUGUGUCCCGCCUUCAACAUCUAUGCAGCAUGUCAUGAUUUAACGGAUCCGACAAUCCCGACAUUGAAUUUUGCGCAUCGAGAUCGACAUCUUGAUUUCAUAGUAGCUAACAAUGAAUACAAAGAAUCGACUUGUCAGAACCGCUGACUAUGUAGAAUCAAUUGACGAUUGUCGUCCUGGUUCUUGUGCUGGGCUACCCAAGUAAGAUCUAUCUCGCGUACAUCAAAC
Messenger RNA from Amoebophrya sp. A25, 2807 nucleotides. Lineage: Eukaryota; Dinophyceae; Syndiniales; Amoebophryaceae. The record is from the annotation of a GenBank genome assembly.